GAUGACAAGAGAAGAAAGGCAGCGAGCGUGGUGGUGAACUGACUCACUGUUACUGCAGCCUCGCACCUGCUAGCAGCCAAUAACAAUACGCUCAGAGGGGCUACCAGUCUUCCCAUUCAGCAUGCUGCUGCACUGGACUUUGUUGACGGUGUUACCGUGCCUCGUGACUUCUGCCUCCAUGGGCGAAUUCUUGCCACCGAGAACUUCAGAAAGAGACGCAUCGCCUGCUGAAGACCCCCCACCCACGAUGUUUAAAUAUCGGAGGUUAAUACCAAGCAUUGAGCGUCUUUACACACGAGAAUAUGAGAGUAAUGACGGCGAUAAUAUUGUGAGCGAUGAACCGUCUUAUCGGUACUUGGGUGAGGCGACGGGCAAAGAAAAGUCAGGCAGCCAUCAGGCACUUACUGCCCGGAGACGUAACUUGAACAACGCCGCUUUCACCGUGCAACUAAACAGCAGGUUACGGCGAGAUACGCACCGUCACGAUCACAGGAAGUCACAUGGAAACCUACGUCGUCACAAAGCGUUUAAUUUUCCAUCUGACGAAUCAGAGGCGGGCGCAAGACGUCGCGAAAAGCGAGAUACUUCUUCGCCAGCAGUGGACGCCGUAGAUGAGAACCCUGCACAGUGGAGGAGAUUUGAUAACGCGAAACCUCAGUUUGUGACAUCACGAACGCAACAAGCGACAGGAACUCGUAGUUAUUACUCAGGCGUUCCUCAGCACAGGACCAGCCACACCGUUGAUGAGAACGACGUUCAUAAUAUGAGGUACAACGAGAUCCCCACCAAGCAGAUAGAACAAUCUCGAUAUUCGAGUGAUUACGUCCGGGAACCUGUAGACUAUCGGCAUGAAGGAGAGCCUCCCAGAAGGAUCAUCUACUACGCAAACCUUCCCGAAAUAACUCGUAGCAGACCAGCAGAUAUCGAUUACCGGCGUGAGAGACCACGAUACGAUGAGCGAUAUGAAUAUGGCAGGUCAUAUAACAAGUACCCUCGCGAAAGUCGAUAUGAGGACAGUCCUAUAGGGCCACCGUCUGGUCGAGAAGCCCCAUAUCGUUACCGUCAACCCGGAAACGGUGGCAACAGCUACUCCAUCAUCGAUGCAGAAAGGCAUCCCUCCCAAAACGCGUGGCCACCAACUCCCUACCAGCAAUACAGAGACCCUGACGGUGUGUCCAGAUACAACCGGAUUCCCGCACCUUAUCAACAACCCCAAACUGGAGAGAGGUACGCAUAUGAUCAGCGGCGCGGACCUCCUCCUCCUCCUCCUGCGGAUGGACCUAACGCAGCGCUACAUCCGUCACGGUACCAUCAGUACGGACGCACCGGAAAUACGCCCCGCAAUCAGCUGACUGUCAUACCUUCGAAUCCUGUCGUAGGAGACGAACGAUAUCGAGAUUAUAACCCCCGACAGCCAGCACCCUGGUCGCUGCAGAUAGGCACCAAGCUGACGGUGAAAGACGACGGCAGGCAAAUGCCAUCUCCAGGAGGCAAAAGAUUCUACGUACAGAGCCAGCAGGGAUAUCUGAGGUCCGAAGACGACCAAGACACACGGCAGAUUUAGUAUAAGACAUGUCACGUGCAAAUGUUACUUACUACACUAAAUAAAACGCUUCGGAACACAACAGUGUUGUUAACACGUGUUGCAGAACAGCUGUGCACUUAAUAAUGCAGUACACGCUCCUUAAGAAAUCGUAAGAAAUUUGUCCUAACUAAAAAAAACAGCCUUGAGGUUAUGAAGUUCAUUUAAUGUCCUUUAUGUAUCGUAAAUUUCGGUAUCCUUAACAAAUUUUAUCAUAUAGUAAAAACCGUAUAAUUUUUACUGAACUGAAAUGUAUAUUUUGUCUUAUUUGAAAUUAUUGCAUCUGGGAUAAUAUGCUAUAUUCAGAAUAUAAAAAUUGAGUCAUUACAAAUGAACAACUGUGAACACGCAUACAUAAUUGCAGUCUAUUGGUCAGAUUGCAUGGAAAUGCAAUCUCAUUUUGAAAAUUAGGUUACUUUGUGUUUCCUUUAAUGUUAUAAUAUUACGACGUGUAACACAUAAAGGCAAAUCUUUCUAAACCCUGGCUCCUCUCUAUGUUAAACUCAUGUCUCAGCGUAUCUCACGUGUGUGUUGGGACUAUUAGAACAAUGUUUUGAUCCAUCAGUUUGCAAUUUAUACCUGUAGCAAUCACAGAAGCUUACAAAAGGCGAACUUAACCGUUAAAACCCGUAGAAAGUUCAGAAAAAUAACAUUUUCAUGUUUGAUGUUGUAUGUACUCAAAUCCAAUCAUACAUUUCAUCUUCUUCAAAACAUGUGACUAUGUUCAUAAAAAUGCACACAUUUUAAAAUUAUUUAUGAACUUAUAACUAAUAUUUUUAAGUAAAUAUAUGUCUAUAUUUUAAGUUUAAUUUUGUGUUUAUAGUUAUAGUAGGUGUAGGUAAAUAUGCAGCAUACAAAUGGGUAAACACAGAGCAUGUUUCAGUAUCGCUGAAUUUAUAAUAGGUGUUCGGAAACUUGUGAUCUCUCCAAUAUUAUUCAUAUAUCGUUUGUUUCAACGGUGUAACAUCUGCUUACUUUUAUCAAAAGAGAUGCGUGAAUUUCUUAACACUUAUUUCAUUUGUGUAUUGGCGUUACUGUAUACAAGAUUGAUUGUUUAUUGAAUAUUUACUUUUACAUAAAUGAAUGCAACAGAGUAUGACGUGUACCGUUUAAUUUUUAAAUAAAUGAUAUUUGAUGAUUUUUAAA
Molecule: messenger RNA, 2728 nt
Organism: Zootermopsis nevadensis
Lineage: Eukaryota; Metazoa; Arthropoda; Insecta; Blattodea; Termopsidae
Source: RefSeq, a predicted model, not a curated record